Molecule: messenger RNA, 1071 nt
Organism: Brassica oleracea var. oleracea
Lineage: Eukaryota; Viridiplantae; Streptophyta; Magnoliopsida; Brassicales; Brassicaceae
Product: palmitoyl-protein thioesterase 1-like
Exons: 8
Coding region: 58-1002 (314 amino acids)
Cellular component (GO): intracellular membrane-bounded organelle
Molecular function (GO): thiolester hydrolase activity
Source: RefSeq, a predicted model, not a curated record
AAAAGCUAACACCCCUUUUUGACUAGCAAUCUCAUAUAGUCACAAGCAAUCUCGCAUAUGGUAGAGACUAGAGAGAGGGAGAAAAAGGAUUACAUAGAUCUCAGCAAUCUCAUGGCCAACAUUCUCCGGCGACCUGUUCUCCUUUUAACGGUGGCCGCCGUCUUAUUCUCAACCGUUCCGGCUUCAAACUCUAUUCCAUUUAUAUUGUUCCACGGAAUUGGAGAUAAAUGCUCUGGUGGAGUUGGUAACUUCACGCAACUCCUAAGCAACCUCUCCGGCUCUCCUGGCUCUUGCUUAGAAAUAGGAAACGGAGAAAUAGACACAUGGUUCAUGCCACUAAUGCACCAAGCGAAUGAAGCGUGUGAGAAAGUUAAAAUGAUGAAAGAGCUGAGUCAAGGUUACAACAUUGUUGCACAGUCUCAAGGCAAUUUAGUAGCUAGAGGUCUAAUUGAGUUCUGCUACGAUGCUCCUCCUGUCGUCAACUACGUUUCCUUAGGAGGACCUCAUGCUGGCGUUGCCGCAAUCCCCAAGUGUUCUUCUGGUCCAUUCUGCGCUAUAGCAGAAGCUUUGAUGAAGUUAGAGAUCUACAACGACUUUGUUCAAGAUCAUAUUGCUCCUAGUGGUUAUGUCAAGAUCCCUGGUGAAAUGACUAAGUAUUUGGAUCACUCCAAGUAUCUACCAAAGCUGAACAAUGAGAGACCUGACCAAAGAAACUCCACUUUCAAAAACCGUUUCAUGAGCUUACAUAACUUGGUUCUUGUCAUGUUCCAGAACGACACAACACUGGUCCCUAAAGAAACUUCUUGGUUUGGAUAUUAUACAGAUGAUGGCUUCGAUUCUCUUUUGUCAACUCAACAGACAAAACUAUACACAGAAGACUGGAUCGGUCUGAAAGCACUGGAUGACGUAGGAAAAGUGAAGUAUGUGAGUGUCUCAGGGGACCACCUUAUGAUAGCGUAUAAUGACGUUGUGAAAUACGUUGUGCCUUACUUGAUGGCUUGAUGCACACAAGUUCGUAAAAUCUUUAACAUGUGACUCUCACUGUCAUUUUAUAAGAAAACAUAUUUGAUC